This is a messenger RNA of Linum trigynum, 2048 nucleotides long. The record is from the annotation of a GenBank genome assembly. Lineage: Eukaryota; Viridiplantae; Streptophyta; Magnoliopsida; Malpighiales; Linaceae.
GUAUUAAAAAAUAAGUUGGGUCCACCAUAUGAAAUAGAUAGUGGAUUUCAUUGAUGUAGAGUAAAUGGAAGUGAUAUGUAAUGAAAUAGAAAAAGUUGAUAAUGUGGCAGUAAAGGUCACAUAUGAAAUAGAAAUGGUAUUUCAUGGAUGUGGAUGGUCUAAGGAUUGAGUUGAGAAAGAUGACAUAGCGUGGAAGAUUUGGUGAUGUGGCGGGUUAAAAAAGGCCGAGUCAGCACUUCUGUUAACCAUUUAAGCAAUUGACUGACGGUGUUAAUGGAGACUAACGGAGAGUGACUAAACGUGAACCGUUUUACUAAUUCGAGUGACCAACAUUGCUAUUAAUUUUUCUCAUUGACUAAAUACGACAUAUUUUAAUAAACUCGGUGACCAAACAUGACAAAGCUUAUUCUCCCGGGAUCAAGUAAAGUAGUUGGCUACUUAAUCCGUUAAUUCGCCGAGAACAGCAAUUCGAUUAAACCCCGACCCGAACGGGCUUUUGAGCUCUUGGGCUGAAAAUCUCCCGUCCCAUUUCUGUCACUUUCUCACCUCCGCCUCCAUCGCUGGAACCUUUCUUCUUCAACUUCAGACCAGCUGCUUCACAAUUAGAUCUUAAACCCAACCUUUUAAACCCUUCCCGCCUCAAUCCUCGGAAGCCCCUCGAUUUCGUUUGUCUACUUCUUAGCUGCGAAACAGUUAAGCAGGAAUGGCUUUCUGCAGAAGCGCCAAGCGUCCGCUUCAGAUGAUGAUGCAGAAGAGAAGCUUUCCUUCUGCUAUGGAAUCCAGCUUCCUAACGGUUCUCCGGCGGUUCAGCGCUCAGUCUCCGGCGUCGGGGGAGCAGAUGAGUCUUAUCAAGCAACUGAGAGAGCGGACCAGUGCUCCGAUCAAGGACGUCAAGGCCUCCCUUGUUGAGUGUAACUGGGACAUUGAGGCGGCGCAGAAGGAUUUGAGGAAAAGAGGGAUAGUUCUGGCGUCGAAGAAGUCUGGUCGAGCUGCGACUGAAGGCUUGCUCGCUUUGGCUCAGAGUGAAGGGAAGGCUGCAAUCAUCGAGCUUAAUUGUGAGACUGACUUUGUUUCCAGAAACGAGAUAUUUCAGCACUUGGCUUUAUCUCUAGCAAAGCAAGCUCUCCUGGUAGAGAAUGGUUCUCAGCAGUCUUCAGGGGUACUGUCUGUCGGACCUGAAUCGUUGGAGGAACUGAAGUUGAAUCUUGAACAUCCUAAGAUAAGUGGAGAAACUACAGUUCAUAACGCAAUUACUGAGGUAGCUGCAAUGAUGGGUGAGAAUGUUAAACUUAGAAGAGGCUUUGUGAUGUCUACUUCUGGUGUUCUUUCCACCUACCUCCAUACAAGUCCUCAACCAGGUUUGGGUCGUAUUGCUGGACUACUGUCUCUUGAAACUGAGGAUGGAAGUUCUCACUUGGAUGAUCUUCAGCGUGUUGGGUCGGAGCUGGCAAUGCACGUGGUUGCUGCAAAGCCGCUGUUCUUAACCAAGGAGCUAGUUUCUUCUGAGGCAUUGGAGAGUGAGCGUGAGAUUCUAAAAUCUCAGGCAGAAAGUACAGGGAAAUCACAGAUGGCCAUAGAGAAAAUGGUUGAAGGCCGCAUGCGUAAAUAUUAUGAGGAAGUUGUCCUUACGGAGCAGAAAUUUAUUGUCAAUGAUUCUCUAACCGUUAAGACUCUGUUGAGCAAUUUGUCCAAGGAAGUGGGUUCACCAGUGAAGAUAGAGAACUUUUUCAGGAUGGAAGUUGGAGAAGGAAUUCAAAGGCUCGAUGCAUCUGCAGAUGAACCAGUGGCUCAUGCUGCGUGAUUAGAGUGCCCCCAUCACUUUAGUUUGUUAGGGGAAGAGCUCUACAGUUGAAGACCUAUUUCUCUUUGUUAGCUAAUGAGUUAUAAUAGUUUCCUUUCCUUACAGUCAGAUCAACUUGGAGAAUGGAAGCAAUUUUGUACAAUUUUCGAUACAUUUGUUAGCAUGAAUUGACAAAAGAACUCUCUUUAAUUCCCAGAGAUGAGUUUUGCCUAACCUGAGGCUCAUUCAAUAAAUCAUUCUCUCUGAA